Molecule: messenger RNA, 3885 nt
Organism: Sphaeramia orbicularis (orbiculate cardinalfish)
Lineage: Eukaryota; Metazoa; Chordata; Actinopteri; Kurtiformes; Apogonidae
Gene: slc6a2
Product: solute carrier family 6 member 2
Exons: 15
Coding region: 304-2181 (625 amino acids)
Biological process (GO): dopamine uptake involved in synaptic transmission; sodium ion transmembrane transport; amino acid transport
Cellular component (GO): axon; plasma membrane; neuronal cell body membrane
Molecular function (GO): dopamine:sodium symporter activity; norepinephrine:sodium symporter activity
Source: RefSeq, a predicted model, not a curated record
AAGCACGCAUUUUAUAUCGUCUCUGCUGGAGAAGGCGAGUCUUAUAGUUCCUUCAGAAUGGGCAGUCUUCCCUCAGAUGCAUCUGGACAACAGCAGCAUCGGGUCAUGGAGAGGUGUCCGUAGAUUCAGCAACCCAUGUUCACGGAGGUGUCAACUGCAUUUUCUGAGGAGAACACUCGUCUGUCCAGUUUUUCUGAGCGAGAUUGCCGUCCUUAUCCGACUCAGACCAUCACCUCAGUCAGAACCCGCAGGGGGCCGUGAGAGCACCGGGCCAGCGUGGGCUUCAGACGCACCGCAGAGAAGAUGAAUAUCCAGGUCCUGCCAGAACACAAGCUCUCAUCGGUGGCCCCGCUGAAGCAGUGCAAUGUGGAGAAAAAGGAGGUAGAACUGAUACUAGUCAAGGACCAGAAUGGGGUUCAGUACACCAGUUCAUCCAUCAUUCCGACGCCCGGCCAUCACCCUGGUCCUCCCGGAGCCACAUCCGAGGACGACCGAGAAACUUGGGGCAAGAAAAUAGACUUUCUCCUUUCGGUCAUUGGCUUUGCGGUGGACCUGGCCAAUGUUUGGAGAUUUCCUUACCUGUGCUACAAAAAUGGAGGAGGUGCCUUUUUGAUCCCCUACAUUCUGUUCCUUGUCAUUGCGGGGAUGCCAUUGUUCUACAUGGAACUAGCCUUGGGCCAAUACAACAGGGAAGGGGCAGCUACAGUUUGGAAAAUAUGCCCUGUCUUUAAAGGUGUCGGCUACACUGUGAUCAUCAUAGCCUUGUAUGUAGGCUUCUACUACAACGUCAUCAUUGCCUGGUCACUCCAUUACCUGUUCUCCUCCAUGACCAGUGAGUUACCAUGGCUCAAUUGUGAUAACAUCUGGAACAGUCAGAACUGCACCGACCCAAAAGCCAUCAAUGGAUCUAUCCUGGGGAAUGGAACGUCCUAUGCCAAGUACAAAAUCACCCCAGCAGCGGAGUACUAUGAGCGGGGUGUGUUGCAUCUUCAUCAGAGUAAGGGAAUCCAGGACCUCGGCCUGCCACGAUGGGAGCUGACUUUGUGUCUGGUUGUGGUCGUCUUCAUCCUCUACUUCAGCCUGUGGAAAGGUGUAAAGUCCUCAGGGAAGGUGGUGUACAUCACUGCCACCAUGCCCUAUGUGGUGCUUUUUGUGUUGCUGAUCCGGGGCAUCACUCUACCAGGGUCAAUGGACGGCAUAAAAGCAUACCUACACAUUGAUUUCAAUCGGCUCAACAAUUUAGAGGUGUGGAUAGAUGCUGCCACUCAGAUAUUCUACUCACUUGGAGCAGGAUUUGGUGUGCUCAUCGCAUUUGCCAGCUACAACAAGUUUGACAACAAUUGCUACAGGGAUGCUCUGUUGACCAGCACUGUGAACUGCGUUACCAGUUUCUUCUCUGGAUUUGCCAUUUUCUCUGUGCUCGGAUACAUGGCCUACAAACAUGGUGUGAAAAUAGAAGAUGUAGCAACAGAGGGAGCAGGGUUGGUGUUUAUCAUCUAUCCUGAGGCAAUUUCUACCCUGCCUGGCUCAACAUUUUGGGCUGUUGUAUUCUUUAUCAUGUUGCUGACUCUGGGCAUUGACAGCUCGAUGGGUGGGAUGGAGGCGGUCAUCACAGGACUGACAGAUGACUUUAAGAUUCUCAAGAGAAACAGGAAGAUUUUCACCUUCGCCACAGCCUUUGGAACUUUCCUGGUUGCCCUGCUCUGCAUUACAAAUGGUGGGAUCUACGUGCUGACCCUGUUAGAUAAGUAUGCAGCAGGGACUUCUAUACUAUUUGGUGUGUUGAUUGAGGCCAUUGGAGUGUCAUGGUUUUAUGGUGUGGACCGCUUCAGUGAAGAUAUUGAGCGCAUGAUGGGCUUUAAACCAGGACUUUACUGGAGGUUAUGCUGGAAAUUUGUCAGCCCGGCUUUUCUGCUGUUUGUUGUUAUUGCCAGUACUCUGACAUCGUCACCACUGAAGUAUGAUGAUUACGUCUUCCCUCACUGGUCUAACCUCGUGGGCUGGGGCAUCGCCAUGUCCUCCAUGCUGUUCGUCCCCUGCUAUGCUCUGUAUAAAUUCUUAAGUGUACCAGGAACAUUCAAAGAGAGGAUAGCCUACUGCAUCACACCUGAACAUGAACAUCACAAGGUGGCAGAGGGAAAUAUACGCCAGUUCAGACUCAAGCACUGGUUGGCCAUCUGAAGACUGCACCUCCCUCCCACAUCUUCACAUCUUUUUGGAGUUUGGAGUCCCUGUGUGCCACCGGUGGUUGGAUGGACAAGGAGAGCAACAGGCUCCAUCAUUUCUCAGCAGCCUCCAUCUUCUUUUCUACCACCCCCAGCCUUUAUUUGCCAACAGUAGCUUUAAUGUUAAACUUACACCUGUUGGCAUUUUCAGUUUAAUUCAGGUCAUAAAGCUGUGGCACCACAUGGAGAAAACAUGCCACUACAUGUCUGUGGACAUCAUUGUGGUUUUUAUACGCAAUUUUGAUUGAUCAUAACUGUAGUUAUGAUUUCAGUUUAGUUUGUGAUGUGACUUUUAUCUAAAGAAAAUCAGAACAAUUUUCCUGUGUAUUCCUAUACAGGGUACCCUUAUAUUUAAAUUUUUUAGAGAUGUUUUUUAGGCCUGUGAUUAUUUAUUAUAAGAUUAUUAUUACAAGAAGUUCUUUUAGCAGAAUUGCUUAUCUGUGUCAGUGCCUUAUAAAGCAAGACACUCCAUGUUUGUUACAGUUCAUAUGAGAGAAAAUAAAACUGUGUUGACUCAGGAACCCGCAAAAUUCAACCACAGUUUGUGGAUAGCAAUCUGUCGGUUUUGACCCAGUCCAUUGAUAUUCAUGUCAUAGAGCUGGAGGCCAACAACACACUGAGAAAGAGAGAAAAUAGGCCUGAUAUUAAUGAUUUUGUGUUACACUAUAUUACAGAAAAGGGAAUAAUACACACAGAACUCUGAAGCUUUAAAAGAACUGGGGAAAGCUUUAUUCACCUCUUUUGCUUUACAAGGUUAGAGUUACAGAACUGAAUCUCAAUGCAGGUUGAUUCUGGUUUCGGCCGAGCUGAAGGUGGAAAAUUCAGCAAAAAAAAAAUUGGCAUCACUGUUACUGUUUUGUAUUAUCGUUGUCUGACUUUUACAAGUUUUCAUCUGUUCAGUCUUUCUAGGAAAUAUCUGUGGCUUUAACCCAACGACACAGAGAAGAGUAGGUGUGUCUGCAUUUUGGGAUUUUGUUGCCAACUGUAGAUUGUCCUGCGUGCAGUAUCGUAAAUGGAGGAAUCACAUGCCUCUUUUACUCAACUGUAUAUGAACUAGUGUACGUUCAAUACACACAACUCUCACUUUAAUAUAAAAUAUAUGUUGAUGUUCCUCCUCCUUCAUCACCAUCGAAGUGCCAAUACUUUCCUUGAGGGAUGUUUUUUGCUUAUCUUGUUCUGUUUCUCUUUUUUUUUUUUUAAUUUAUUGAAAAGAAACUGAAGUUGAAUUUUAACCUUAUAUCAUAACAGAACACCCCUCCUGAAAGGAAUAAAGCCACAAAGAAAAAAUCUAAUAUAUGUGGAAUAUAUAAGAAGAUAUAAAAAUAUAUAAAUAUAUUCUUUUGUUUUAUCUAAUCUUGUAUUUAUCAAAUUGUUUAUAACAAAACGUGAAUGUAAAGUAUUUUAAACGUAACUGUCUACUGUCAUAACAUGGUGUUUGAUGUAUAGCUAAGAGGAACUAUUUAGAAAAAAUAUUCUUCAGUGGAACCCUGGGCCACUUCUUGUCACAUAUGAAUGUGAACGAAUAAACCCUGGCUUUCCUGAACUAUGUUUACAAAAAUAUUGUGUACAAUACCUAAUGUCCUGUUGAACGUGUAUGACAUAUCUAUGAAGAAGUCUGAAGUAUUCACAGUAUGAUAAUAAAGAAUUUCUUCUACACACA